CAGCUCUUUUCUAUCAAGCCCGAGCCAGGACGGCGCUCAAGUUCUGCCAGGAAGCCUGACCCGUUCGUCUUGACGUUUCGGGAUGAUGGCAAGGGAAUGACCCCUCUGGAGCUCCACAAGAUGCUCUCGUUCGGUCACUGCGACAAGGACCAGCACGUCAGCGUGAAUGGUCAGGUGAUGCCCAUCGGACACUACGGCAAUGGCUUCAAGUCAGGUUCCAUGCGCUUGGGCAAGGAUGCGUUGGUGUUUACCAAGUCUAAGAAAACGCAGUCGGUCGGACUCCUUUCUCAGACGUUCCUUACAGAAACCAACGCUGCGGAGGUUCUAGUUCCCAUCGUCAGCUGGGACAACGACACAGGAGAGGCCAUCAGUGUGGGCUAUUACGGCAAGUCACUAAACAUAACGCCGAUAAGCACCAGCCCCCAACUGACCGAAGCGUUCAAAGCCAACGUCAAGGUGAUCAACAAGUACUCGCCCUACGAAUCCACCGCAGCUCUGCGGGUAGCGCUCGACAAAAUUCAGUCAGGCUUAGGGCUCAAGCACGAUAUUCAGCUAGCUAAGUGCAUGUGGGACGAGGUCACAGUUGCCGCAGGCCACACGCUGGCGCCUUUGUACUAUUCGCUCCGCGAGUAUACUUCCAUUCUCUACCUCAACCCGCGCAUGCAGAUUUGGAUCCGCGGGCACAAAGUUCAGCUGCGCAAACUUGAGCACUGCCUCUACGAGCCCCGGGAGUGUACCUACAAAUCCAAGGCCGCCGAUGGCAUGGCCGAACCGGUAACUGUCACCCUCGGAUUCAACAAGUUUUCCGAUAAGGAGCAUUUUGGCAUGAUGAUCUACCACCGGGAUCGGCUCAUCAAGUGCUUCCUGCAUGUGGGUUAUCAGCUGUCGCCGGACUCUCGAGGAGUCGGUGUGAUUGGCGUCCUGAACGUGAACGCGCUGCAGCCCACGCACAACAAACAGUCCUUUAUUAUGGACAACAACUAUCGCCUGCUCGUCAACAACCUCAAGGAUCAACUGGCCAAAUACUGGUCCACCGUGACCAGCAAGGGUACGCUCACAGAGUUCUGGCAUAAGCUGAGCAAGGCGAAGAGCAGGGGCAAAAUUUGUAUCCAAUGCACCAAAUGCAUGAAGUGGCGGAGCGUCAACAAAGGCGAGAUCCCGGAGCUGCGGCUGCCCAAGAUCGAAAAACUCAUCAAGCGGAAUGCUGCCGCUGAUCUCGGCGAUGUUGAGAAAAAGCUCGAGGAACAGGUCAUCAAGAUUGAGAAGAGGCACAAGGACACCCUGACCAAGCUGCGCGCGGUCAAAGCCAAAGAGCUGGCGACGAUGACGGGCUUCCCCGUCGAAAAGUGCACCGCCGCCCUGAGAGUCUCGGCCGACAACAAAGAGAUCGCCGGCCAGCUGCUUUUCUCGAACAAGCCUAUUCCCGGAUUCGAUUUUGAGCUCUAUGCGGUAGUGUACAUACGGAACCUGAUCUGA
This is a messenger RNA of Acanthamoeba castellanii str. Neff, 1476 nucleotides long. RefSeq names its product UBA/TSN domain containing protein. Gene Ontology annotation, cellular component: nucleus. NCBI's taxonomy places the organism in Eukaryota, Discosea, Longamoebia, Acanthamoebidae. The record is from RefSeq and is a predicted model, not a curated record. Gene Ontology annotation, molecular function: ATP hydrolysis activity. The transcript has 16 exons. The annotation marks the transcript as partial.